Messenger RNA from Cebus imitator (Panamanian white-faced capuchin), 4372 nucleotides. RefSeq names its product microtubule associated protein 7 (gene MAP7). Lineage: Eukaryota; Metazoa; Chordata; Mammalia; Primates; Cebidae. The record is from RefSeq and is a predicted model, not a curated record. The transcript has 19 exons. Gene Ontology annotation, cellular component: microtubule cytoskeleton. Gene Ontology annotation, biological process: microtubule cytoskeleton organization. Bases 510 to 2885 code for a protein of 791 amino acids.
CAUAACCUUCAGAGUUUUAAAUGUCAUUGUUAAUGCAUCAGAAAACCCAAAGACAGAGAGUCUGGAGAAUUAUAUGUAACAUUUAGAUGAUUUGGGUAAACAAUUAAGUUUUUAGUGUAUGUUUAAUGUGCAUUCUGUUUGGGGCCUCUGAGUUUGAAUCCCUGAGACCGAGCUGAUGUUUAGCAACCAUUUCUUAACCAGGAAAAGCCUCCCCUACUCCCAGCCCAUAGCCAUUUGAGCUUCACUGGCUUUUUUGAACAGAAGCCUUUCUCAGUUUGUGCUUGGUUCAGUGAACACGGUUACUGUUUAAAAACAGUGGCUGUCGAGUUGUAUGUCUCACCACCCUUUGCUCUUCUUCUGAGCUACCUCACGCUGUGUGAGAGAUAAUACUUGGCAUGAUUAAACUGCCCCUUCACUGAUAUUUGGUCUUUGCCUGGCUGAGGACGCAAAGCAAGAAGAGGAAGACAUGCAGAUAUGUUGCAGGAUAUUCAAGAAAGAAGGAUUUUAGCAUGGAAGACACUAAACUGGACUCGCCCGACAGCUAUAAAGUACAAGAGAAGAAAAAUGCCUCCAACCGCCCUGCCUCUGCAAUUUCAGGACAAAAUAACAACCACUCAGGAAAUAAACCAGACCCUCCACCUGUGUUACGUGUUGAUGACCGGCAGCGCCUGGCCCGGGAGCGACGUGAGGAACGGGAGAAACAGCUAGCUGCAAGAGAAACUGUGUGGUUAGAAAGGGAAGAGCGAGCCAGGCAGCACUACGAGAAGCACCUGGAAGAGCGGAAGAAGAGGUUGGAGGAGCAGAGGCAGAAGGAGGAGCGGAGGAGGGCUGCUGUGGAGGAGAAGCGGAGGCAGAGACUUGAGGAGGACAAAGAACGCCAUGAAGCUGUUGUACGGCGUACAAUGGAAAGGAGCCAGAGGCCAAAACAGAAGCAUAACCGGUGGUCGUGGGGAGGCUCUCUCCAUGGGAGCCCUAGCAUCCACAGUGCAGGUGGUUUUGUUGAAUCAUCAUUCUCCUCUCUCGAUUUAGCAGGCCUGGACCACCACUUCAUAACUUUUGGUGGUACUAGAAAAGCUGAUCCAGACAGGAGGUCAGUUUCCACCAUGAAUCUUUCGAAACAUGUUGAUCCCGUCAUUAGCAAGCGGCUCUCCUCCUCAUCUGCAACUUUACUUAAUUCUCCAGAUAGAGCUCGCCGCCUGCAGCUCAGCCCAUGGGAGAGCAGCGUUGUUAACAGACUCCUGACGCCCACACAUUCAUUCCUGGCCAGAAGUAAAAGCACAGCUGCCUUGUCUGGAGAAGCAGUUAUCCCCAUUUGUCCUCGUUCAGCAUCUUGCAGUCCCAUCAUCAUGCCCUACAAAGCUGCACACUCUAGAAAUUCGAUGGAUCGACCAAAACUCUUUGUAACACCACCUGAGGGCUCUUCUCGCAGGAGGACCAUUCAUGGCACAGCGGGCCAUAAAAAAGAAAGAGAGAGAGAAAAUACACCCUUCCUCCUUACAUCUGGCACCCGAAGGGCUCUAUCUCCAUCGAAUCCCAAAGCAAGACCGCCAGCUUCCUCCCGACUUUGGCUUCCGUCCAAGUCUCUUCCUCACUUGCCUGGGACACCCAGACCCACAUCCUCUUUGCCACCCGGCACAGUCAAAGCUGCUCCUGCUCAGGUCCGGCCCCCAUCCCCUGGCAACAUCCGCCCUGUCAAGAGGGAAGGCAGAGUGGAGCCUGAGAAAAAAGACCCUGAGAAAAAGGACCCUGAGAAGGAACCCCAGAAAGUUGCCAAUGAGCCCUCACUAAAGGGCAGAGCACCUUUAGUGAAGGUGGAAGCCACCACAGUUGAAGAGGGGACACCUGCCAAACCAGAAGCUGGCCCUGCUGCUCCAGCCACGGCCCCAGCUCCAGCCACGGCCCCAGCUCCAGCCUCGGCCCCAGCUCCAGCCUCGGCCCCAGCUCCAGCCUCGGCCCCAGCUCCAGCCUCAGUCCCCACCCCAGCCAUGGUCCCACCACCGGCAUCCACUGUGACUGUCAGUGCUUCUCCUAAGCCUUCUGCAGGAACCACCGACCCAGAAGAGGCCACAAGGCUGCUAGCUGAGAAGAGGCGGCUGGCCCGAGAGCAGAGAGAAAAGGAAGAAAGGGAGAGGAGGGAGCAGGAAGAGCUUGAAAGGCAAAAGAGAGAAGAAUUGGCUCAACGGGUGGCUGAAGAGCGGACUCGCCGUGAGGAGACUCGCCGGCUGGAGGCAGAGCAGGCCCGGGAGAAGGAGGAGCAGCUGCGGCGGCAGGCGGAGGAGCGGGCGCAGCGCGAGCGGGAGGAGGCGGAGCGGGAGGAGGCGGAGCGCGCCCAGAGGCAGAAAGAAGAAGCUCGUGUUCGUGAAGAAGCAGAGAGGGUCCGGCAGGAACGAGAGAAGCAUUUCCAGAGAGAGGAGCAGGAGCGCCUGGAGAGAAAAAAGCGACUUGAGGAGAUUAUGAAAAGAACCAGGAGAACAGAAGCUACAGAUAAGAAAACCAUUGAUCAGAGAAAUGGCGAUAUAGCCAAGGGAACUCUUGCUGGAGGAACAGAGGUAUCUGCGCUUCCAUGUACAACAAACGCUCCGGGAAAUGGAGAGCCAGUUGCCAGCCCACAUGUGGUUACCUCACACCAAUCAAAAGUAACAGUGGAGAGCACUCCCGACUUGGAAAAACAACCAAAUGAAAAUGGAGUAUCUGUUCAGAAUGAAAAUUUUGAAGAAAUUAUAAACUUACCCAUUGGAUCUAAACCAUCCAGAUUAGAUGUCACCAAUAGUGAGAGCCCAGAAAUUCCUUUGAAUCCGAUUUUGGCCUUUGAUGAUGAAGGGACACUUGGGCCCCUGCCUCAGGUAGAUGGUGUCCAAACACAACAGACUGCAGAAGUUAUAUGAGUAUUUCUUCUGAAGAACCAAAGCUGAAAUUUAAUGAGAAUUUCUACAAUUAAUGGAAUUCCUUUCAUGCUAUAAAGGAGCAUCCCCUCCUCCAGUUUUCUAAAGAGCUCUUGACCAUCAUUUUGAAAAGAUUUAUUAAAAAUAACUAAAGACAACAGAUGAUAGCUUUUCUAAUAAUUUUCAUCAAUAGAAAAAAGGAAAUACUUCUCAUUCUUCAAUACUUUCAAAUGGCUUUUUCCAGUGUGCUCCUUCUUAGCAAAUCAAUAUUUUUCUGCAUUCUUUAAAAGACAAGAGCAUUUGGCUAUAAAAGAAAUGGGCUGACUAAGCAUGAUUUUUUUGGUCUUAAAAGCUUCACAUGUAAAAUUGGCAAAAAAAAAAAUUUUACCUUUUAUAAUAUAAUACUUGAAAAAUAAGUACCUCUUUGCUCUACAAGUAGAAUGAAUGGGGAAGAGUUUAAACCUGUUUGUUUAAAUAUUAUUGCAAAGAACUCUAUUUGUAGAGGCAAAUUAUAGGCAGAUUACCAGGUUCUUAUAAAUACAACUUGUACAUGGACAUUCUGCAAACUAAGCUGUCACAUUUUUCUUGCAACUCCUUUUGCAAAAGUAUACUAAAAUGUUUUAAAAUAUGGAAAAAAAAUUAUUUUUUCAGAGCAAGAAAAUAAUUUACUGUCCUCUUAAUGUAUUUAUAAAGUUUUUCCAUAUGAACUAAUCAAAUAAGUUAGAACAAUGUGACAACAUUACAAAUUUAAUUUGUUAGAUGCAUUCCUUCUAAUGUUACAUGAGAGAAUGUUACUGAUGAUUCAGGGCUCUUUCUGAAGUCUGUGUGUUGCUGCUGUCCCCAGUGAUGGUGGACUUAUCUUUGCCUUACCUGAUCACGAAUUAUGUUGGGGAAAAUAAAGAUUUAAUAUUUCUUUAAAUAAAAAAGAAUUUGGUUUUGCUCGUUUAAGAGCAAUGAAAAACAUGAUAGAAUGUUGACUGUGUUUGGCACACAGGACACGGCCCUUGAUGGAAGUCCUUGUUCUGCGUGGCACCUGUCAGCUUUCACCUUUCAUUCUUAUUCUUCACUUUUGCUGCUGAGCCUGGCUGUAUAAACUUGCACUUUCAUUUGCUAAUAUAAAUUCAAUUUUAUUUUACCAUAUUAGAGACUACUAAUUAUUAAAUGUAGAAGAAGAGGGCGUACAUGUUUUUACGUGGAGUGUUAAAAGUAAAUUUAUACCACUGUAAUGUGCAGGUUUUAUUAAAAGAGAAAUUGGUUAAACUGCUAGGUUGAAUGAGACUUUAUCUAUUGGACUUUUUUUUUUAAUCCAAGCAUAUGGUCUUUAGUAACAGCUUGUAAUUUGUUAAAACGUUCAUUUGGGGGUUUUCCCUAUUUUCAGUUGUCCAUGUACACAGUCAUUAUAUUAAAAAAGAAAUCUGUUCAACAAAGUUGUUUUAUUUGUUUAAAUCAACGUAGCAUGAAACACCAAAUAAAAUGUUGACAUAGUUUUA